AUGCAGGCUUCCAUGGACUCAGAAAUGGUUCGAGAGCGGCUGGAGGAGCUCGGGGAGGAGCUGCAGACGGUUGCGUCCUUGGUGCACCUGUCCAUCAAGAACCAGCAACACGGAGUGCAUGAGUCGGCUGGCAGCUUCGACUGCUCGGGGGAUGCGGAGAGGAAGUUCCAGGAUCUUAAGGGAGAGGUGCAAACCCUUGCGAGGGUGCUCGACAGCAACAGCUCAUCGGUGGCGUCGCUCACAGCCGACAGCCUCGCAGACGUGAACAGGCUGGCGGACCAGGCCUCCCGGUGCAAGGAAGCCAUCGGCGCUCUUGAUGGGCUGUGUCAGGCGGAGGAUUUCCUGAACUCCUCACAGUCUCUCCUAGCCAAGAACGAGUACGUCCAAGCGGCCGAUGCCGUGGCAAGCGCCGAGGUGCUCCUGGGCGACCUCCAGCGAGCGGAAGCGGCGAGCGCAAACCGAGGGGGAAGAGCUGGGGGCGGGGUCGACAAGGAGAACCGGCGGAACGGUUCCGGAACAGGGGGAGACAGCGGCGUCCUCCGCGCCGUGAAGCGCCUUCUCCUGAAGAGGAGGGCCGCGUUGGAGAGCCACCUUCGAGACCUGGUGCAGGAGGCCCUUCAGCUGGGACCCACCACUCGCUGCCGGAAGUUAUUCUCCGGGUACCUAUGCGAUCGUUAUUUCCGAUCGGCGGUGCCCCUCGUCGACGUCUUCGAGGCCCUCGGGAGGCUGGGCCAGCUCGACGCCCUGUUCUCAGAGAUUUCGGGGAAGCUGAGGAAGAGCGUCGUCGCACCCCUCCUGUCUGCUCGUCACGUACCUCCUCCGAAGCGAGUUUCGGACGCGGACUCGGCUUCGCUGACUUACGCUCCCGCCCCAGCCAUCGGGGUCGGCGCCGGUGGAGCAUCGGCGAGUCCGGGCGCAAGCGGGUUUCCAUCGAAGGAGGGGGGGGGUAAGGAAGGGGGCCCCGGGAUGGUGUCGGAGCUGCUUGGUCGUGUUACGGUUGUGCUGGAGUUUAUGCACGAAGAGGUUUUAGGGGGACGGGCGCACCUGACUUCGGCGUUCGGCUUGCAGCUGAUGUCUGACCCGGAUGGGCUGAGCAAGAUUCUCCUCAACAAGCUGGAGGACCACAUCCCGCACAGCGCACAGCAGCUGCCAGACUUCGAACGGGGAGCGCGCGACGCUUGCUACCUCUUCGAAGAUCGUCUCUGCGAGAUGGGCUACUACGCGAGCGACAACGCUGCGCCGGUCAACCAGCAGAAGGCCGCCGUGCGGGGGAAGCUGUGCCGUUUUGUUGAAACCGUCGACGGGAGGUUUUCGGCGAAGCGCAGGAGAACUCUCCUUCAGCAGGCUCGCGACCUGGCCCUAGGGGACUACCACAACACUGUCGAGGUUUCCGAUGCCCUGGAAGGCGGUGCUUCGUCCGACGAAGCUUCUUCCGAGGGUGUCACAUCAGCGAAGGGUUCGAAAAUGGGAAUUUACGGCCACGACAAGGACAAUAACAAGACGCAGGCGUUUCGGCUCGAGGCAUGCCAAGUGUCGACCGUGGCCAGCUCCCUUGUGGCGCUUGUUCGUGCUACCCUUGCUGAGGCUUGUUCGGACCAGAUCCCGCUUCAUUGCGCUAAGGAGCUGUUCCGUACGGCGAGGGACAUGCUCGACCUUUUCAGGGCGGUGGUUCCCGUCCAACACGCCAACGCCCUGGACGGCGUCCCUCGCAUCGCGGCGGUCUUCCAAAACGACUGCCUCUACCUCGCGCACCACAUGGUCACUCUCGGCCACGAGUUCCGACACGGCUUGCCUCCCCCAGCUAACCAGACGGCCACGAUGAUCGAUACCGUGCACCUUUUCCGAGAGCUGGCUGCGCACAGCUUCUCCGAGCAGCAGCAGCGGCAACAGCGGCAGCUGCACGAGUUCUUCGUCGGAGUGGAUGUCCUCGCCUCCACCGAAGCCGCCGCCGCAUCAUCAUCAUCAUCAUCGUCAUCGUCUUCCUCGCUCCAUGACGCCACCACCUCCGCCCUGGAAGGCAUGUUCCCCCACGGGGAAGGCGAGAACUAUCCCCGGGAGCGUCUCGAUGCGAGGGGAUGGAUGGCCGCAUCCGGGGGCGACGCGGCGACGGUGGGAUACGGCGGGGGCGGCGGAGAGGAAGGGUCAACGGCGGUAGCUGUGCGGAAGUCGGUGUACCACUUGCGGCAGCUUCGGCAGGCCUGGUGCAAGGUUCUCCCCGACCGUGUGUACAAGCGUGCGAUGGGGGCGCUGCUAUCGCUGGUGGCCGGCAAGAUCUGCACGCCCGUUAUGGGCGCCCAAGACUUGGCUGAGGAGCAAACGCACGCUCUCCACAGGAUCUUCAAGACGCUGGGAGAAGCGGCCCAAGACAUUUUUGACUCUCCAGCAGAAGCGGAGCAGUAUACCCCAGGCUGGAGCAAAGCGGUUGUAGUCGGGCAGAUGAUGGAGCUUGGGCUGGAGGCUAUUGGGGAACGACUUCAGGGUGAAGGCGACGGGCUGCGGCCCUUAACGAAUGACGAGCUGGUUGGCUUGAUCAGGGCAAUUUUCCAAGACAACGCCGGCAGAGGUGCUAUUCUCGACGCCAUCACUGAGGUCUAGUAGCUGCAAUGCAAUGGGGAGCCGGAAUCAAGAUGACAAUCGAAUUUCAUGUGUGCAUGCUUGUCGAAAGACACAUGUCCCCAGGGGCGCGGUCGACACAAGAGAACGAGUCUGAAAAAGGUGUAGUUUGAGGGGGUCGCGGACGAACGCCCACGAAAUGUCGUUUGUUCUUGGGUUUUGUACGAAGUAAGCGUGCCUCGUCUUUGGUAGCCGCCGUGGUUUUAUUCUGUUUUGGUAGCUGGAGGGCAAUCACCUCCAAGUUCGUCAAGCCCAGUGUGUCGCGUUGGAAAUGGGUUGCGCGGGCGGCCCAACGGUUGGCACGUGCCAUCAGCGGUGCCCCCCGCUGUUGACGCAAAGCUUCUCAUGCAACCAUCAAGAGGGUUUCGGUUCGUUGCUAGGCAGGUAGAUGCGUAGUAGACGCAAAAAAACAAGCGCGCUCUCGUGUCGUUGGCCGCGUGUGCGGGAGUGCAGCAGAGACGCAUUUUUGACAUCGUCCUGAUGUACGCACAUUGUACGUUCCUCCUGACCAGACGAGUCUCGCUCCUUUCGUGUGUCGUGUUGUUGGUCCCUUCAUGGAAGCGUCCUGCGUUCUCGUUGGGGGUACGAUAGAGUUUUUUUGGCAGGCCGGGGUUCGGACCAGU
This is a messenger RNA of Ectocarpus siliculosus, 3236 nucleotides long. The record is from the annotation of a GenBank genome assembly. Lineage: Eukaryota; Phaeophyceae; Ectocarpales; Ectocarpaceae.